UUCUACCUGCAUGAGGAGGACCUGGGGAAGAACAGGGCUGAGGUGUCUCGGAUUCGCCUUGCUGAACUCAACAGCUACGUACCUGUAGUAGCAUACACUGGAGCGCUCACCGACGACUACCUGAUUCAGUUCCAGGUAAAACUACAUUACCCAUCAACCCCCCCCCUUACCUAGUUAAACUACAUUACACUGGAGCCAAAGACGGUACGGUAUCAAGAUAGGCUAAAACUGCUUCUCCUAUAGAAAUCCCUGAUCACACUUGUAGGCGACGUCAUGGCGACGUUGGCUAGCUAAGCUCAUGGGUAGAAACACGUCGUCGGGGUCUAACGGUCGUCUCGAGCCAAACUGUGCAUGUGCACGCAGUCAGUCACUCCUUCAAUAUGACGUUUUAUUUGACGAAAAAUGAAAACGUGUCAGUUUAUCACUUUCACAAAGUUGGAGUAAUAACAUUUUCAACUACUUAAAACAUUGCCUCUCAACUACUUAAAACAUUGCCUCUCAACUACUUAAAACAUUGCCUCUCAACUACUUAAAACAUUGGCUCUCAACUACUUAAAACAUUGGCUCUCAACUAGUUUGUGCCUUUUAGAUUUCUAUAAAAAUUGACUUCUCAAACCCUGCUCUGGUCUGCUUGGUCUGUUGGAAGUCUUGCAAUGUUGCACCUCUGGGUUUAGAAACUGUGCUGGAGCCCUUACCGACAACUACCUGACUCAGUUCCAAGUAAAACUACAUUACCCAUCAACCCCCUAACCUAGUUAAAGUGGAACUGACAGCGGUUUAACUACUUCGCAGAUAUGAAACAAUCAUAUCAGUCAAAUAUCAAAUUCCCAGUUUAUGCUACAAAACCAACUUCAUAAGAGGUUUUAAAAAUAGGUUCUAUUUGACUCAUAAUGUUUACUGAGGUAUUGUUGGCAGAAUAGAUGGAUGCAGUUCAAUGCAUGAUUAAUAUAAUUCACCAAUACAUUUCUUGGUUGUCCCAAAAAUAUUGCUAUCAGGUUGUAAAUCACAGCUGGCCUGGUACAUUGUUUGCUGCCUCCAUUCGGGAUGCUCUUUUCAGUUUCAAUAUUUUGGAAAAAAAUUGACGAAUGUAACUAAUGCUGGGAACGUCAAUACAAUCAAAUUAGCAAGGGCAAUGAUCACAAGUCAGUCAUAACGUGGCUAGUAGGCUAGCGUAUCUUUAUGUAACUAUUUAGUCAAGCUUAAAAACACGGCGCCUAACGUUAGCUAGGAGGAUGCCAUGUCAUUGGAGGAGUGGGCGAGUGACUGACUUUUCCCCCUCCAUAUUGUUUAAUUUUUUUUGGUGGCUACAGCUAGAGAUGCAGGUGUUAUUUUGUUAGCUAGCAAGAAAUUAUAAUCACUUUGCUAACAGAAAUUAUAAUCGCUUUGCUAACAGAAAUUAUAAUCGCUUUGCUAGCAAGAAAUUAUAAUCGCUUUGCUAGCAAGAAAUUAUAAUCACUUUGCUAGCUAUGUUGAACUGUUAUCCAGUUAGCAUAUCUCUUCCGUUCGUAAAUUCAUUCUGGCUAUCUACUCUAGCUCUGAUUGGCUAUGGCUCACCGGUCUGCGUAGACUCCGGUCCUGGACGAGACAGAUGUUUUUAUUAGGUUUUAUUUACUGCAGUGUCUUAAUUGUCCAAACACACGGCCGCUUUCCCACUCUAUAUUGCUAUAGAAGUUUCACAUGUCUUUAGUAUACGUCAUUCCCAAACAUUAUAUGCAUUUUUGAAAACUUGAAAAUGACCAUAUCGAAGUGUUCGCUUGUCAGAAGAAGAAGAAACGCUGUCAUAUAUGCCUGUAUCGCAAUAAUCUUAUUUAUCAGCAUUUUGCCUUUUUGGUGUCAUCACCUUCUGUGCUGUGUGCACUGUGCACCUUCCCACUCGCACAGACACCAAGUCCCUCCCCCUGCCACUCAGAACAAAGACUUAAAGAUCACUUCCUCUCUGACAACAAGCAGUUUCAACUCGCUAUUUGAGGUUUGGUCCAACAGAAUCGGUCAAUUCCCCUUGUAACCAUACUCGUAUGUGUCCCAAAAUGUAGAACAGAUUGUGAAAAAUGUAUGCUUAGUUUGUCUUGGGCUGCGUUACCGUUAACAGCAUUUUAGCCACAGACUUACAGUUGAAGUCGGAAGUUUACAUACACCUUAGCCAAAUACAUUUCAACUCAGUUUUUCACAAUUCCUGACAUUUAAUCCUAGUAAAAAGUCCCUGUCUUAGGUCAGUUAGGAUCACCACUUUAUUUUAAGAAUGUGUAAUGUCAGAAUAAUAGUAGAGAGAAUUAUUUAUUUCAGCUUUUAUUUAUUUCAUCACAUUCCCAGUGGGUCAGAAGUUUACAUACACUCAAUUAGUAUUUUGUAGCAUUGCCUUUUAAAUUGUUUAACUUGGAUCAAAUGUUUCGGGUAGCCUUCCACAAGCUUCCCACAAUAAGUUAGGUACAUCUUGGCCCAUUCCUCCUGACAGAGCUGGUGUAACUGAGUCAGGUUUGUAGGCCUCCUUGCUCGCACACACUUUUUCAGUUCUGCCCACACAUUUUCUAUAGGAUUGAGGUCAGGGUUUUGUGAUGGCCACUCCAAUACCUUGACUUUGUUGUCCUUAAGCCAUUCUGCCACAACUUUGGAAGUAUGCUUGGGGUCGUUGUCCAUUUGGAAGACCCAUUUGUGACAAAGCUUUAACUUCCUGACUGAUGUCUUGAGAUGUUGCUUCAAUAUAUCCACAUUAUUUUCCUUCCUCAUGAUGCCAUCUAUUUUGUGAAGUGCACCAGUCCCUCCUGCAGCAAAGCACCCCCACAGCAUGAUGCUGCCACCCCGUGCUUCACGGUUGGGAUGGUGUUCUUCGGCUUGUAAGCAAACAUAAAGAUGGUCAUUAUGGCCAAACAGUUCUAUUUUUGUUUCAUCAGACCAGAGGACAUUUAUCCAAAAAGUACGAUCUUUGUCCCCAUGUGCAGUUGCAAACCAUAGUCUGGCUUUUUUAUGGCGGUUUUGGAGCAGUGGCUUCUUCCUUGCUGAGCGGCCUUUCAGGUGAUGUCGAUAUAGGACUCAUUUUACUGUGGAUAUAGAUACUUUUGUGCCUGUUUCCUCCAGCAUCUUCACAAGGUCCUUUGCUGCUGUUCUGGGAUUGAUUUGCACUUUUCGCACCAAAGUACGUUCAUCUCUAGGAGACAGAACGCGUCUCCUUCCUGAGCGGUAUGACGGCUGCGUGGUCCCAUGGUGUUUAUACUUGCGUACUAUUGUUUGGACAGAUGAACGUGGUACCUUCAGGCGUUUGGAAAUUGCUCCCAAGGAUGAACCAGACUUGUGGAGGUCUACAAUUUUUUUCUGAGGUCUUGGCUGAUUUCUUUUGAUUUUGCCAUGAUGUCAAGCAAAGAGGCACUGAGUUUGAAGGUAGGCCUUGAAAUACAUCCACAGGUACACCUCCAAUUGACCCAAAUGAUGUCAAUUAGCCUAUCGGAAGCUUCUAAAGCCAUGACAUCAAUUUCUGGAAUUUUCCAAGCUGUUUAAAGGCACAGUCAAUUUAGUGUAUGUAAACUUCUGACCCACUGGAAUUGUGAUACAGUGAAUUAUAAGUGAAAUAAUCUGUCUGUAAACAAUUGUUGGAAAAAUUACUUGUGUCAUGCACAAAGUAGAUGUCCUAACCGACUUGUCAAAACUAUAGUUUGUUAACAAGGCAUUUGUGGAGUGGUUGAAAAACGAGUUUUAAUGACUUCAACUGUAUGUGCUGUCUUUGUUUUUAUAAAUGUGCAAUGAGCAUAAAAAUAUGUAUUUACAUAAGGAAUUGGCAACCCGUUCUCAUUCUGAGAAAUAAGCAUCUUAUCCAGGUAGGCCUCUUGAUUUCAACAUCCUAAACAAAGUGAACAGUUGGAGACGGACAGGAGGGUGCGUUCAUAACAGUUCCAACUGGUGAAUAGAUCCAAGUUGGCUAGACUUUAAAUAUAAAGAAUAUCUGGCUACUCACUAGCAUGUGGGCUUUGUGCUUGAGUGUUUUAUAAGACCUGUGUACAUUUUCUAUGCCUGUUACCAGAAGGUGGUCAUUAUUAGUGGAAAACAUUUCUUUGCCCAUAUUUAACCCCUUUUUUUUGGCACUAAACUACUUCCAUAUAUGUGACCGACCAUCUCGAUUCGAUGUUGAAAUGUUUUAUUUGAUUUUAUAUUGGAUAAAAGUAGAGACUCAGUUACAAAAUUUUAUCAUACACUGCAGUUGAGGAACAAUGCAAAGUAAUUCUGCUUUGAAAGUAGAUAAACUUGUAACCCCACUUUUUGAGAAAUGGCCCUUUUUUUUAUGUUUUGGUACACCCUCUUAAGCCUUAGCCCCACCCAUGUCUUUAAGGUGUCACAUGUGAGGCCAUGUGCUAAACAGAGUGAGUAGUUUAGUAAACAACCAAAGAUUUCAAGACAAAGUUGUAGCCUACAAUAAGGAAAAACUCCAGGUAAAAAUACACUUUAUCUAGUCCUUGGUCUAUAUCCUAAUCAGACUUUGGUGCAGGUCAUGUUGUUCUUCACAUUACCGUCUCUGUUAAACACACACUAUAUCAAAUACAAUCUAUGUUUAUUUGUCACAUGCACAGGAUACAGAAGGUGUAAACGGUACAGUGAAAUGGUUAUUUGCAUAAUAGCAAUUUCAAAAAUACAAAGUGUCCAGAUAUAAAUGUUUUAUGAUGUAUUAGAUGAUGCUUACCCAGACACACUUGUCUGAAUUGAUGGGUCAUGUGAAAGACAUGUCCUGGCUUGUUAACCAGUCUGUAGCCUGUAGCUUGUAGCCCUGACCAACCCUCACUAGAGGAGCAGCAGUGUGUUAAACGGCCCUAAAAAAUUAUUAUGUGUGUAUAUGUUAAUGAUACGAAAAAUGCAUACAAUUCUACGUGAAUUCACAUUGCAGCUGUGCUGCUGCCAGCAACGGUUUGGGUCUCACGGUGCGUCCCCUUUUCAGAUGGUGAAGCAUUGCACCUGUACUACCAAUUACUGUACCUCAAUUCCACCUCGCAAUGUUUGCAUUUCCUUCUCAUUUAACUCCACAAAGUAUUUCCGUACAGGACUUCACUGCUGUCGCUGGCCUUUCUCUGCCGUUUUUCCAACUAUUAACGGCGAUGAGGUAGUGGUGAAGUCGAUUCCAAAAUAAUUGAUUCGUCGACUCCUUGCACAUUGACUCCCAUUUCUGAGUAUCAAGAUUCGAUUCCGCUAGGAAUUCAGUAUUUUUGGGAAGGGAGGAGACCGAUUUAGUUGCGGUACUUCCAAGAACACAUACACAUCUUUCAUAGUGAGGGAUGGAGAGCGAGGGGAGGGGCACGGCAUAGGCAGGUCGGCCACCAGACAGUCAGAACCCUGCACUAGGCCUAUCUAUCAGUAUAGGCAGGUCAGCCACCAGACAGACAGACAGACAACCGUGAACUAGGCCUAUCUAUCAGUAUAGGCAGGUUGGCCACUAGACAGACAGUCAGAACCAUGCACUAGGCCUAUCUAUCAGUAUAGGCAGGUCAGCCACCAGACAGACAGACAGACAACCGUGAACUAGGCCAAUCUAUCAGUAUAGGCAGGUCAGCCACCAGACAGACAGACAGAACCGUGAACUAGGCCUAUCUAUCAGUAUAGGCAGGUCAGCCACCAGACAGUCAGAACCGUGCACUAGGCCUAUCUAUCAGUAUAGGCAGGUCAGCCACCAGACAGUCAGAACCGUGCACUAGGCCUAUCUAUCAGUAUAGGCAGGUCGGCCACCAGACAGUCAGAACCCUGCACUAGGCCUAUCUAUCAGUAUAGGCAGGUCAGCCACCAGACAGACAGAACCCUGCACUAGGCCUAUCUAUCAGUAUAGGCAGGUCAGCCACCAGACAGACAGACAGACAACCGUGAACUAGGCCAAUCUAUCAGUAUAGGCAGGUCAGCCACCAGACAGUCAGAACCGUGCACUAGGCCUAUCUAUCAGUAUAGGCAGGUCAGCCACCAGACAGACAGUCAGAACCGUGCACUAGGCCUAUCUAUCAGUAUAGGCAGGUCAGCCACCAGACAGUCAGAACCCUGCACUAGGCCUAUCUAUCAGUAUAGGCAGGUCGGCCACCAGACAGACAGAACCCUGCACUAGGCCUAUCUAUCAGUAUAGGCAGGUCAGCCACCAGACAGACAGAACCGUGCACUAGGCCUAUCUAUCAGUAUAGGCAGGUCAGCCACCAGACAGACAGAACCCUGCACUAGGCCUAUCUAUCAGUAUAGGCAGGUUGGCCACUAGACAGACAGUCAGAACCGUGCACUAGGCCUAUCUAUCAGUAUAGGCAGGUCAGCCACCAGACAGACAGACAGACAACCGUGAACUAGGCCAAUCUAUCAGUAUAGGCAGGUCAGCCACCAGACAGACAGACAGAACCGUGAACUAGGCCUAUCUAUCAGUAUAGGCAGGUCAGCCACCAGACAGUCAGAACCGUGCACUAGGCCUAUCUAUCAGUAUAGGCAGGUCAGCCACCAGACAGACAGUCAGAACCGUGCACUAGGCCUAUCUAUCAGUAUAGGCAGGUCAGCCACCAGACAGUCAGAACCGUGCACUAGGCCUAUCUAUCAGUAUAGGCAGGUCAGCCACCAGACAGACAGUCAGAACCGUGCACUAGGCCUAUCUAUCAGUAUAGGCAGGUCAGCCACCAGACAGACAGAACCCUGCACUAGGCCUAUCUAUCAGUAUAGGCAGGUCGGCCACUAGACAGACAGUCAGAACCGUGCACUAGGCCUAUCUAUCAGUAUAGGCAGGUCAGCCACCAGACAGACAGACAGACAACCGUGAACUAGGCCAAUCUAUCAGUAUAGGCAGGUCAGCCAGCAGACAGACAGAACCGUGAACUAGGCCAAUCUAUCAGUAUAGGCAGGUCAGCCAGCAGACAGACAGACAGAACCGUGAACUAGGCCUAUCUAUCAGUAUAGGCAGGUCAGCCACCAGACAGACAGACAGAACCGUGAACUAGGCCAAUCUAUCAGUAUAGGCAGGUCAGCCACCAGACAGACAGUCAGAACUGUACACUAGGCCUAUCUAUCGGCAAUCAAAAGCUGUGUAUCGCAAUUUCUUGGCUUUCAAUGUCUCGCGACCUCAGUAAAGCAGGGCCUAUCAUCAAUGAAAAGGCUGGGAUAUUCUACAGGGAACAGACUGAAGACUGAACACACUCAUCAAGAGGAAGAGCAGGGGCGUAAUCGUUAGUCCCUUACUGUAGGGUACUGUAGUGUAUACUAUAUAACAUGGUACUGUAGUGUAUACUAUAUAACAUGUCGUAGUGUAUACUAUAUAACAUGUCAUACUGUAGUGUAUACUAUAUAACAGGGUACUGUAGUGUAUACUAUAUAACAUGUCGUACUGUAGUGUAUACUAUAUAACAGGGUACUGUAGUGUAUACUAUAUAACAGGGUACUGUAGUGUAUACUAUAUAACAUGUCUUACUGUAGUGUAUACUAUAUAACAUGGUACUGUAGUGUAUACUAUAUAUAACAUGGUACUGUAGUGUAUACUAUAUAACAUGGUACUGUAGUGUAUACUAUAUAACAGGGUACUGUAGUGUAUACUAUAUAACAUGGUACUGUAGUGUAUACUAUAUAACAGGGUACUGUAGUGUAUACUAUAUAACAGGGUACUGUAGUGUAUACUAUAUAACAUGUCGUACUGUAGUGUACUGUAGUGUAUACUAUAUAACAGGGUACUGUAGUGUAUACUAUAUAACAUGGUACUGUAGUGUAUACUAUAUAACAUGUCGUACUGUAGGGUACUGUAGUGUAUACUAUAUAACAUGGUACUGUAGUGUAUACUAUAUAACAUGGUACUGUAGUGUAUACUAUAUAACAGGGUACUGUAGUGUAUACUAUAUAACAUGGUACUGUAGUGGUAUACUAUAUCACAGGGUACUGUAGUGUAUACUAUAUAACAGGGGUACUGUAGUGUAUACUAAUAACAUGUCGUACUGUAGUGUACUGUAGUGUAUACUAUAUAACAGGGGUACUGUAGUUAUACUAUAUAAACAGGGGUACUGUACGUGUAUACUAUAUAACAUGUCGUAGUGUAUACUAUAUAACAUGGUACUGUAGUGUAUACUAUAUAACAGGGUACUGUAGUGUAUACUAUAUAACAGGGUACUGUAGUGUAUACUAUAUAACAUGGUACUGUAGUGUAUACUAUAUAACAUGGUACUGUAGUGUAUACUAUAUAACAGGGUACUGUAGUUUAUACUAUAUAACAUGUCUGUGUGUUGUGUUGCAGGUUGUAAUCCUGACCAACUCCCCCCUAGAGGAGCAGCAGAGUAUUGGAGAGGUCUGUCACAGUAACGGCAUCAAGCUGGUGAUCGCUGACACACGGGGACUCUUCGGACAGCUCUUCUGUGACUUUGGAGAGGAGAUGCUGGUGAUUGAUACCAACGGAGAGCAGCCUCUCUCUGCCAUGAUCUCCAUGAUCACCAAGGUUAGUACCCUACUCCACCCUAGAUCCUAAACCCUACACCCUAGACUACAAAUGUUUGGCAAAAGGUCUGAUCUGAUUGGACCUAAGACGUUAAGUUAGUCCACCGCUAGGUGUGUAGUGUUUCAACUAUAUGCAUUUGGCUGAUAAAUCGUGGCCACCACUUAAUUUUUGUGGUCAUUUUUAGGGACGGUAAAACAUUGUAAACUUAAACGACUAAAACCAGAUAUAGUACGUAGAAAAGAUAAUGGGCCUGUAUAUUUUUAAAUAAGAUCAUCUUUGAGAGCUAACAAUUACCUAAAUAAGAAAUAGACUGUCAGGGAGAAUCUAAAAUAGCACGGAGGUUGGUACCCUACUAGAUAGACCCUACACCCUAAGUGCUAUGAUCUCCAUGAUCACCCAGGUUGGUACCCUACUAGAUAGACCCUACACCCUAAGUGCUAUGAUCUCCAUGAUCACCCAGGUUGGUACCCUACUAGAUGGAUCAUAUCUGGUUGGUGGUGUGCUCAUUGACAUCUGAUUACCACUCAUCCUGGUUUUCUAUGUUGUACUGAUCUCAUACCUGCUUCAGAUUAGUUUCUCUGUCUAUGUAGGGGACAUUUUGUGCCUAUCAAAUCCCCUUCUCUUGUCGGUGUAAGACGCCCCCGGUCAACUCAAUCUGUCUCUUGUCGGUGUAAGACGCCCCCGGUCAUCUCAAUCGGUCUCGACGGCGUAAGACGCCCCCGGUCAUCUCAAUCUCUCUCUCGUUGCUGUAAGACGCCCCCGGUCAUCUCAAUCUCUGUCUCGUCGGCGUAAGACGCCCCCGGUCAUCUCAAUCUCUCUCUCGUCGGCGUAAGACGCCCCCGGUCAUCUCAAUCUCUCUCUCGUCGGCGUAAGGGCGUAAGACGCCCCCUGUCAUCUCAAUCUCUCUCUCGUUGCUGUAAGACGCCCCCGGUCAUCUCAAUCGGUCUCGACGGCGUAAGACGCCCCCGGUCAUCUCAAUCUCUGUCUCGUCGGCGUAAGACGCCCCCGGUCAUCUCAAUCUCUCUCUCGUUGCUGUAAGACGCCCCCGGUCAUCUCAAUCUCUGUCUCGUCGGCGUAAGACGCCCCCGGUCAUCUCAAUCUCUCUCUCGUCGGCGUAAGGGCGUAAGACGCCCCCUGUCAUCUCAAUCUCUCUCUCGUUGCUGUAAGACGCCCCCGGUCAUCUCAAUCUCUCUCUCGUCGACAUAAGGGCGUAAGACGCCCCCAGUCAUCUCUGUCUCGUCGCUGUAAGAUGCCCCCAGUCAUCUCAAUCUCUCUCUCGUCGGCGUAAGACGCCCCCGGUCAUCUCAAUCUCUCUCUCGUCGGCGUAAGGGCGUAAGAUGCCUCCAGUCAUCUCAAUCUCUGUCUCGUUGGCGUAAGGGCGUAAGACGCCCCCGGUCAUCUCAAUCUCUCUCUCGUCGGCGUAAGACGCCCCCGGUCAUCUCAAUCUCUCUCUCGUCGGCGUAAGACGCCCCCGGUCAUCUCAAUCUCUUGUCGGUGUGUGUAUGUGUGUGUGUAGGACGCUGCAGGCGUUGUGACGUGUCUAGACGAGGCUCGCCACGGGUUUGAGAGCGGAGACUUUGUGACCUUCACCGAGGUGCAGGGCAUGACGGAGCUCAACGGGUGCCAGCCAGUAGAAAUCAAGACCCUGGGUGAGUCAUAUCCCUUAUAGCAAUACUUAGUACGGUCAUAGCCUGGUCUCAGAUCUGAGGGUUAUCCUACGAAGCAAGCUAGAUCUACUCAGGGUUUUCUAAAGCUAGCCAGCUUCAGUUAGCUUCCCAUUCCAGCUCAGGCUUCAUCUGUACUACGACAGUAGAUAUUACUCAUCCACCUGCCGCUAACUCUAGCAGGCUUGUAACUGUGCGUGCGUGUCGGUCGUGGCUAGUCUUUUAGAAGAGCCGUCUUUAUUUUAUUACUUAUCGUUAAUGCAGUGUUUGGUGUGCUUCCCACUCCUAUCAAUUUAAAAUAAUUGUAUUAAGUCAUACAUUAUUAAAUGUUUAUUGUGAUAUAUUUUAACAUUACAAUAUAACACAUUUGAUUAAUAAAAUAUUUAAUCAGUCUUCCUCAAAUGAAGGGGAAGAUGAUGCAAUCUUUGCAAUUGGGAAGGAAUCUGAUUUCAUUAGUCCUCAACUCGCGGCUGUCAUUUCAUUCAGGAUAGUGGAGUUAGCUUAGCCGUGAGUUAGCCUGCCCCAGUGCAAUUUAAAUCUGAAGGAUUCAUUGCCAUCGAAAUGUACCUGGCUAAAAGGUGAGGCAGUUUCGCAUGACCGGUUAUCCCGAGUUGAACUCCUCAAACCUGCUUCGUAGGAUACCCCUCUGUUUGUUUUGUCUUGGGCUGGCACCAUAGCGCCAUCAACAGCACUUAGUACUGGCGUGGCAAUGACAGAAGGUGGCUAGACUGCUGAAACGGUCCUGGGACCAUGCUGCUGUCAUGGUAUUGGGGGCAUCAACAGUCUUCAGGGAAUGGAAGACCUCUUCUUACGGUCAGGCGUUCUCUUCCUCUCUCUCUCUUUCUCUCUCUCUCUCUCUCUGUCUCUCUCUCUCUCGUGUCUCUCUCUCGUGUCUCUCUCUGUCUCUCUCGUGUCUCUCUCUGUCUCUCUCUCCAGGCCCAUACACCUUCAGUAUCUGUGACACCACAGGGUUCUCUGACUACGCCAGGGGAGGCAUCGUCUCUCAGGUCAAGAUGCCCAAGAAGGUGGCCUUCGUAAGUAUUACAUGUUGUCCUCUUCUCAUGUCAUGGUGUGAAGGCCAGGUGGUGGGUGGAUAUUGUAAACGUGGUGGUUCUCCAUUAGAACAUUUUGGCUGCGUUUACACAAGCAGUCCAAUUCUGAUCUUUUGCCCAAUUAUUGACAAGAGUUGAUCUGAUUGGUCAAAAGACCAAUUAGUGCAAAAAAAAACAUCAUCAUCACAACCUCUGUUACUGAGACAGUUAAUUUGUAAUGUUUCAUGUAAAUGCAGAUGGCUAUUCCACCAGUAAAGUUAUCUCCAAUUGUGCCUUGUCAACUCCUAGCCAGAAGCAACCACCUGCCCUUUCUCUAACUCUUACCCCCCCCCCCCCCGUAGAAAUCCCUGACUGCAUCCAUGGCAGAGCCAGAGUUUGUUCUGACAGACUUUGCUAAGUUUGAGCGACCAGGACAGCUUCACCUGGGCUUCCAGGCUCUACACAGCUACCAGAGGAAACACCGCAGGCUGCCCAAGCCCUGGUGCCAGGUACACACACACCUGUAUACACACACACACACACACCUGUAUACACACUCACACCUGUAUAUAUAUACACACACACACACACACACACCUGUAUACACACACACACACCUGUAUACACACACCUUUAUACACACACACACCUGUAUAAACAUACACACACCUGUAUACACACACCUUUAUACACACUCACCUGUAUAUACACACACACAAAUAUAUAUAUAUAUAUAUAUAUAUAUAUAUAUAUAUAUAUAAGACAUACAUACACACACACACACACACACACACACACACACACACACACACACACACACACACACACACACACACACACACACACACACACACACACACACACACACACAGAGUGGGGGAAAAAAAGUAUUUAGUCAGCCACCAAUUGUGCAAGUUCUCCCACUUAAAAAGAUGAGAGGCCUGUAAUUUUCAUCAUAGGUACACGUCAACUAUGACAGACAAAUUGAGAAGAAAAAAAAUCCAGAAAAUCACAUUGUAGGAUUUUUAAUGAAUUUAUUUGCAAAUUAUGGUGGAAAAUAAGUAUUUGGUCACCUACAAACAAGCAAGAUUUCUGGCUCUCACAGACCUGUAACUUCUUCUUUAAGAGGCUCCUCUGUCCUCCACUCGUUACCUGUAUUAAUGGCACCUGUUUGAACUUGUUAUCAGUAUAAAAGACACCUGUCCACAACCUCAAACAGUCACACUCCAAACUCCACUAUGGCCAAGACCAAAGAGCUGUCAAAGGACACCAGAAACAAAAUUGUAGACCUGCACCAGGCUGGGAAGACUGAAUCUGCAAUAGGUAAGCAGCUUGGUUUGAAGAAAUCAACUGUGGGAGCAAUUAUUAGGAAAUGGAAGACAUACAAGACCACUGAUAAUCUCCCUCGAUCUGGGGCUCCAUGCAAGAUCUCACCCCGUGGGGUCAAAAUGAUCACAAGAACGCAAAAAUCCCAGAACCACACGGGGGGACCUAGUGAAUGACCUGCAGAGAGCUGGGACCAAAGUAACAAAGCCUACCAUCAGUAACACACUACGCCGCCAGGGACUCAAAUCCUGCAGUGCCAGACGUGUCCCCCUGCUUAAGCCAGUACAUGUCCAGGCCCGUCUAAAGUUUGCUAGAGUGCAUUUGGAUGAUCCAGAAGAGGAUUGGGAGAAUGUCAUAUGGUCAGAUGAAACCAAAAACUCAACUCGUCGUGUUUGGAGGACAAAGAAUGCUGAGUUGCAUCCAAAGAACACCAUACCUACUGUGAAGCAUGGGGGUGGAAACAUCAUGCUUUGGGGCUGUUUUUCUGCAAAGGGACCAGGACGACUGAUCCGUGUAAAGGAAAGAAUGAAUGGGGCCAUGUAUCGUGAGAUUUUGAGUGAAAACCUCCUUCCAUCAGCAAGGGCAUCGAAGAUGAAACGUGGCUGGGUCUUUCAGCAUGACAAUGAUCCCAAACACACCGCCCGGGCAACGAAGGAGUGGCUUCGUAAGAAGCAUUUCAAGGUCCUGGAGUGGCCUAGCUAGUCUCCAGAUCUCAACCCCAUAGAAAAUCUUUGGAGGGAGUUGAAAGUCCGUGUUGCCCAGCGACAGCCCCAAAACAUCACUGCUCUAGAGGAGAUCUGCAUGGAGGAAUGGGCCAAAAUACCAGCAACAGUGUGUGAAAACCUUGUGAAGACUUACAGAAAACGUUUGACCUGUGUCAUUGCCAACAAAGGGUAUAUAACAAAGUAUUGAGAAACUUUUGUUAUUGACCAAAUACUUAUUUUCCACCAUAAUUUGCAAAUAAAUUCAUAAAAAAUCCUACAAUGUGAUUUUCUGGAUUUUAUUUCUUAUUUUGUCUGUCAUAGUUGACGUGUACCUAUGAUGAAAAUUACAGGCCUCAUCUUUUUAAGUGGGAGAACUUGCGCAAUUGGUGGCUGACUAAAUACUUUUUCCCCCCACUGUGUAUAUAUACACUCACACCUAUGUAUGUAUGUAUGUAUGUAUCUAUCACACACACACACACACACAUCUGUAUACACACACCUGUAUACACACACACCUGUGUAUAUACACUACCAGUCAAAGAGAAUGCCAAGAGUGUGCAAAGCUGUCAUCAAGGCAAAGGGUUGCUAUUUGAAGAAUCUCAAAUAUAAAAUAUAUUUUGAGUUGUUUAACACUUUUUUUGGUUACUACAUGAUUCCAUAUGUGUUAUUUCAUAGUUUUGAUGUCUUCACUAUUAUUCUACAAUGUAGAAAUAAAGAAAAACCCUUGAACGAGUAGGCGUGUCCGAACUUUCGACUGGUACUGUAUAUACACACACACACACACACCUGUGUGUAUAUUUAUGUACACACACACACACCUGUGUGUAUAUUUAUGUACACACACACAACUGUAACUGGGCUUCCAGGCUCUACACAGCUACCAGAGGAAACACCGCAGGCUUCCCAAGCCCUGGUGCAUCAAGCUUAGUAACAUGAUUUUAAAAAAAAAUCCCCAUCAAAAUACAUCAGUUUAAGCUAGACAUCCGUUUUUCUGCAUUGGGUGUGUCUCAAUCCGCCUGUGUUGCACUUCUCCAUCUGUGGUGGCAGAACUAGGGCGGUGUUUUGUCAGAGCAUGAGACAGUGUUUUCAGACCACUUGACUUUUUCCACAUUUUGUUACGUUACAGCCUUAUUCUAAAAUUGAUUAUAUCGUUUCUCUUCUUACCAAUCUACAAACAAUACCCCAUAAUGACAAAGCAAAAACAGGUUUUUAGACAUUUUUGCAAAUGUAUUACAAAUAAACUAUCACAUUUACAUAAGUAUUCAGACCCUUUACUCAGUGCUUUGUUGAAGCAUCUUUGGCAGCGAUUACAGCCUCGAGUCUUCUUGGGUAUGACGCUACAAGCUUGGCACACCUGUAUUUGGGGAGUUUCUCCCAUUCUUCUCUGCAGAUCCUCUCAAGCUCUGUCAGGUUGGAUGGGGAGCGUCGCUCCACAGCUAUUUUCAGUUCUCCAGAGAUGUUUGAUCGGGUUCAAGUCCGGGCUCUGGCUGGGCCACACAUUCAGAGACUUGUCCCGAAGCCACUCCUGUGUUGUCUUAGCUGUGUGCUUAGGGUCGUUGUUCUGUUGGAAGGUGAACCUUCGCCCAAGUCUGAGGUCCUGAGCGCUCUGGAACAGGUUUUCGUUAAUCUUUCACUCGAUCCUGACUAGUCUUCCAGUCCCUGCCGCUGAAAAACAUCCCCACAGAAUGAUGCUGCCACCACCAUGCUUCACCGUAGGGAUGGUGCCAGGUUUCCUCCAGACAUGAUGCUUGGCAUUCAUGCCAAAGAGUUCAAUCUUGGUUUCAUCAGGCCAUCAGAUCUUGUUUCUCAUGGUCUGAGAGUCUUCAGGUGCCUUUUGGCAAAUGCCAAGCGGGCUGUCAUGUGCCUUUUACUGAGGAGUGGCUUCCGUCUGGCCACUCUACCAUAAAGGCCUGAUUUGGUGGAGUGCGGCAGAGUUGGUUGUCCUUCUGGAAGGUUCUCCCAUCUCCACAGAGGAUCUAUAGAGCUAUGUCAGAGUGACCAUCAGGUUCUUGGUCACCUCCCUGACCAAGGCCCUACUCCCCCGAUUGCUCAGUUUGGCCUGGAGGCCAGCUCUAGGAAGAGUCUUGGUGGUUCCAAACUUCUUCCCUUUUAAGAUUGCACUGUCAACUGUAGGUUGCGUAGUGGUUAGCCUAAAUCCUGAUGCAUGUCUUACCUUGCUUCAAAGUAGCCUAAAUCCCAGCAUAGGAAUGUGGAGGCAAUUAUUUUCAUAUGCCAUUGAAACCAUUUCUCAUGUUCCAUUGGUUUUCAAAUGAACUUAAUUUCAUUGUCCACUAGCCAAAGGCACAAUCCUAGCAUUCCUGCGCUUAUAAUGUGAAGAAAUAAAAGUUUUAGCAUUUUAAACUAAACGUUCUAAUCUGUUGCAUCAGCCUCUUGAUUUUUUAAAAGUUAUUUUGAUGUACUGGUUGAAUGAAUUAGGGUCUGUCGUCCCACAACUGUCCCAGUCUUUUUGGAAUAGGCUUUCUUUCUCGCACUGAACGACAAGCUGACCAAUAGAAUAGGUGAACUUUUCUACUAUGGGGGAUAGUAGAUUGACAGGUUAGUGAUUCUGCUGUUCGUUACUCGUCUUCUUUGCUGAGGAAAAGUGAAUAUGGACGGUAAUUCUAACGUCUUCAAAUCACGCAUCGGAAUUCGGUAAGUAGGACACGCCGUUGCGUGUUCUGUUAAGAUGAUUACCAUCUAAAUAUGAUUUCUGUCAUUCUGAGCACUGUGGGUGGACACCCUAAUCAGGUUAAGCACCCAAUGCAAAUGGGUCCUGUAAAUCAAAAUGCGGCCGGUCAAAUCGAGGCUUGGGCAGUAUAUCGGGGUAUUUGGAAAUAGCCAUGGGUUGAGUUUUCAAUAGUUUUACUACACAGAAAAUACAUUAGUGCAACACAAAUAGCUUCCAUUUUCAUCAGAUGACAACAGAAGUGCAACGCUAUUUGGCUGUAAAUAAGUAAAAGUCAAUGAGUUUAAUGAAAAGGCGAGGUAUUUUUUGCUAAAUCGAUGCAUGGACAUAUAUUUAUUUUUAUCCUAGAAAGAAUGUAGAAAUUUACAUUCCUAAUGUUUUUCUUAAAGUUAAUCUAGCUUUUUAUCAGAGAAAAGUAGGCUGCUACACCGAGAACAGUAGCUCCACAUCAGUCAGAGCGCUGUCUGCUCAUAGAAUGCCCUUUCAUGAAUUCUCAUCUGACUGGAGAAGUGCAACUGAAGCACGAAAUUAGUCUGAAGCUAAAAUGACAAUAAGAAGCAUUUUAGAUCUACGUUUACAAAAGGCAGCGAGACAUUUCUUAUGCGUUGUCUUUUUUUCCUGGGUGAACAACGCAUAAUUCUGCAUUAAUUCUGCCCCUAAGUGUAACUUGCUAGUUAUGGCCUAAUUAACCAGGUGACGGGGCAUCCUAUAGUGUUGGCUUUCUGCCGAGUUUGAGAAGUCAAAGCCCUUUGGAUGAGUCGUCUGAACAGCUGCCAAUAUCUUGAUUUAUUUGAGGAUGAAAAAAAUGUUUUGUCUCCGUUCUUGGCCCUUCCCUCUUCUCAGAGCAGGCAGGCCGUUGCCCUAGCGACUCCAGACUCCACACAGACACAGCCUGUACACAUGCUGCUCCAGAGACAGUGCUCCAGAGACAGUGCUUCAGAGACAGUGCUCCAGAGACAGUGCUUCCAGAGCCACAGAGCCAGUGCUCCAGAGCCAGUGCUCCAGAGCCACAGAGCCAGUGCUCCAGAGCCACAGAGCCAGUGCUCCAGAGCCACAGAGCCAGUGCUCCAGAGCCACAGAGCCAGUGCUCCAGAGCCACAGAGCCAGUGCUCCAGAGCCACAGAGCCAGUGCUCCAGAGCCACAGAGCCAGUGCUCCAGAGCCAGUGCUGUUCAUUUGCACAAUGUCUCUAGUUUACUCUCUUGCUCCUUCCUGUACAUGUAGAACUUUGAGCCUUUCUUUGCGAUUUUUGUCAUUUUUUUCCCCCCCGUUUGCACUCGUUAGCAUAUUUAGCUAGCAGCCUCCAUGGAAAUUCGCUAUUACUUUUGCUAAUUUUGUUAGCGUUCUGGUAAUAGACGGCCAACGGGCACCCCCUUGUGUACUAAGCCGGUAUUACCGUAAAUCCAAGGAUGAGUGAAGGACGGUAUGGAAAUCUGGAUACCUCCCAACCUGACACACACACUGAUAAUCCCAUUGAAUUUCCAUUGAACUGGUUAUUUGUCGAGCUCAGGCAGAGUCUUGUGAACAGGAGUAAAUAUGUUCUGCUUACUUUCGAUUUCCUGUUUUACGCUCUGUUAUUCUAGUUAUUUAGCAACACCCACAAUCUCCUGGCUAGCAAUUUUUGGAAAUUGUAGCAAAUGCUAGUGCAAAUAGAUUUUUUUUCCCUUUAGCUGCCAUUCAGAAGUUAGUGACCGCUAUUAAUGAAAUGCUUUGUGUGUGUUGCAGGCUGAUGGAGAGGAGCUGGUGUCUCUGGCUAAAGAGGUGAACUCCAGCCAGACGGGGUCAGCUAAGGUGGAGGAGCUGGAUGACAAGCUCAUUAAGAAACUAGCCUUCGUCUCCGCCGGCGACCUGGCACCACUCAACGCUUUCAUUGGUGGACUGGCCGCGCAGGAAGUUCUGAAGGUAAGGAAGCUGCUCACUUCUGGUCUGUGUGGGAUACUGUGUGGGCUGCGUCUCAUGUACUUUGCUCUAAGCAGCAUCUGUGUUGUCAGUGUGGAUGUACUUUGCUCUAAGCAGCAUCUGUGUUGUCAGUGUGGAUGUACUUUGCUCUAAGCAGCAUCUGUGUUGUCAGUGUGGAUGUACUUUGCUCUAAGCAGCAUCUGUGUUGUCAGUGUGGAUGUACUUUGCUCUAAGCAGCCUCUGUGUUGUCAGUGUGGAUGUUGUACCGUAUCUCCAUCGUUAGACGUGUUGGGGCAUGUAGGGAGAGCCUCUCUCCAGACUCCUCUACUGUGUUUUUCUCCCUCAAUAAACCCACCUGUUCUCUCUAGAUGUGUGUAUCAUAAUAUAUACCAUUUAGUAGAUGCUUUAUCCAAAGCAGCUUACAGUACAGUGUGUGCAUUAGUAUGUGAAUGGGAUCCCUGCUAGCAUCCUGUCCAGGGGGUGUACUAAUGGAUCCCUGCUGGCGUCUUGUCCCUCUAUAGUGUCCUGUCCAGGGGGUGUCCCGUCCCUCUAUAGCCUCCUGUCCAGGGGGUGUCCUGUCCCUCUAUAGCCUCCUGUCCAGGGGGUGUCCUGUCCCUCUAUAGCCUCCUGUCCAGGGGGUGUCCUGUCCCUCUAUAGCCUCCUGUCCAGGGGUUGUCCUGUCCCUCUAUAGCCUCCUGUCCCUCUAUAGCCUCCUGUCCCUCUAUAGCCUCCUGUCCAGGGGGUGUCCCGUCCCUCUAUAGCCUCCUGUCCAGGGGUUGUCCUGUCCCUCUAUAGCCUCCUCUCCAGGGGGUGUCCUGUCCCUCUAUAGCGUCCUGUCCAGGGGUUGUCCUGUCCCUCUAUAGCCUCCUGUCCAGGGGGUGUCCUGUCCCUCUAUAGCCUCCUCUCCAGGGGGUGUCCUGUCCCUCUAUAGCGUCCUGUCCAGGGGUUGUCCUGUCCCUCUAUAGCCUCCUGUCCAGGGGGUGUCCUGUCCCUCUAUAGCCUCCUGUCCCUCUAUAGCCUCCUGUCCAGGGGUUGUCCUGUCCCUCUAUAGCCUCCUCUCCAGGGGGUGUCCUGUCCCUCUAUAGCGUCCUGUCCAGGGGUUGUCCUGUCCCUCUAUAGCCUCCUCUCCAGGGGGUGUCCUGUCCCUCUAUAGCAUCCUGUCCAGGGGUUGUCCUGUCCCUCUAUAGCCUCCUGUCCAGGGGGUGUCCUGUCCCUCUAUAGCCUCCUGUCCCUCUAUAGCCUCCUGUCCCUCUAUAGCCUCCUGUCCAGGGGGUGUCCUGUCCCUCUAUAGCGUCCUGUCCCUCUAUAGCCUCCUGUCCAGGGGGUGUCCUGUCCCUCUAUAGCCUCCUGUCCAGGGGGUGUCCUGUCCCUCUAUAGCCUCCUGUCCAGGGGGUGUCCUGUCCCUCUAUAGCCUCCUGUCCAGGGUUGUCCUGUCCCUCUAUAGCCUCCUGUCCCUCUAUAGCCUCCUGUCCAGGGGGUGUCCUGUCCCUCUAUAGCCUCCUGUCCCUCUAUAGCCUCCUGUCCCUCUAUAGCCUCCUGUCCAGGGGUGUCCUGUCCCUCUAUAGCGUCCUGUCCCUCUAUAGCCCCUGUCCAGGGGUGUCCUGUCCCUCUAUAGCCUCCUGUCCAGGGGGUGUCCUGUCCCUCUAUAGCCUCCUGUCCAGGGGGUGUCCUGUCCCUCUAUAGCCUCCUGUCCAGGGGGUGUCCUGUCCCUCUAUAGCCUCCUGUCCAGGGGGUGUCCUGUCCCUCUAUAGCCUCCUGUCCAGGGGGUGUAUUUGUGCUUCAAGCUCCCUCACGCUACAGAAAGAUGGGCUGUUCUGGCCCUCUAUUGGCUGUUCUGGCCCCUUAUGGGCUGUUCUGGCUCGUUCUGGAUCAGACAAGGCUAACUUUCUUACUUAUGUGUUCCAGUGGAAAUUAAACCAACCUUAACACCUAAGCCACACAGGAACCCAACUGUCUCCCCUCUGUAGGCGUGUACAGGGAAGUUCAUGCCCAUGGUCUGUCUGUGUCUCCUAGGCCUGUACAGGGAAGUUCAUGCCCAUGAUGCAGUGGCUGUAUUUUGAUGCUCUGGAGUGUCUGUCUGAGGAAGAGGGAGGAGCCAUGCUCACUGAGGAGGACUGUGCCCCUGUGAGUAUACCCCCCCCCCCCCACACACACACACACACACCUUAUAUACACACACACACACCUUAUAUACAACAACACACACACCCACACACAUACCCACACACACACCUUCCACUCACACAUAACCAAGACACAUACACCCCCAACCACACACACACCCCAACCACAACACCCACACACCCCAAACCACCACACACACCCCUACCACACACACACCCCAACCACACACACCCCAACCACACACACACCUUCCACACACAUCCACCUUAUAUACACUCACACACCCCAACCACACACACCUUAUAUACACACACAUACCACACACACACCUUAUAUAUAUAUAUAUACACACACACACACCUUAUAUACACACAACCACACACACCUUAUAUAUACACACACACCCCAACCACACACACACCUUAUAUACACACACACCACACACACACCUUAUAUACACACACACCUUCCACACACACAUACCACACACACACCUUAUAUACACACAAACACCCCAACCACACACACACACCAACCACACACACAACUACCCCACACACACACCCCAACCACACACACACACACCAACCACACACACAACUACCCCACACACACACCAUCUGUGGCGAUAUGGGUUGGGAACCGUGUGUGGUUAGGUAAAAAGGUGCCGUGGUACGUCUAUGGAACAGACUGAUAAAUAUGCCCGAACACAGAAUCACUAAAAAAAAGUGUUUGACUUGGACCUUAGUCAUAACUAUCCGUAGGCUAGAGAAUGACCUGUUUUUGGGACACUGAUAUGCAGUAUAUAGUCAGUAACAAGAGACCAUGUCAAGGACAAGCUUUUUCUGAUCCACAAUUAAAAAUGGGCAGUUAAACCAAAACUUAGAACGUACUUUCAUCAAAGAGAACUACACACCUGAACCAUAUGUCCACCUGAAGCUAACAGAAAUACCAAGGGCAGUUUGUGCCCAACUCAGAUGCAGCCCCCCCAUGUACCUACUGUGAUCUUGGGGAAAACUAAAUCCAUUAGUGUUUUAUUACCCUCUGUAUGAGGAUCUAAGACAUGUUGGUGAUAACCCUGAAGGAUUCUGGGUACGGGAUGAGCAGAGGCUUGCGUUCUGUUUCAGACGUGGCGUGUUUGAGAUUGCUCAGUUUGUUCACAAUGCCUGGAGAAGGAGAAAUGUACUGUUUGUGUCGUGGGGCUGGAUGGUAGCUGGUUGGGUCGUGGGGCUGGGUGGUAGCUGGUUGGGUCGUGGGGCUGGGUGGUAGCUGGUUGGGUCGUGGGGCUGGGUGGGUCGUGGGGCUGGGUGGUAGCUGGUUGGGUCGUGGGGCUGGGAUGGUAGCUGGUUGGGUCGUGGGGCUGGGUGGUAGCUGGUUGGGUCGUGGGGCUGGGUGGUAGCUGGUUGGGUCGUGGGGCUGGGUGGUAGCUGGUUGGGUCGUGGGGCUAGAUGGUAGCUGGUUGGGUCGUGGGGCUGGGUGGUAGCUGGUUUGGUCGUGGGGCUGGAUGGUAGCUGGUUGGGUCGUGGGCUGGUGGUAGCUGGUUGGGUCGUGGGGCUGGGUGGUAGCUGGUUGGUCGUGGGGCUGGUGGUAGCUGGUUGGGUCGUGGGGCUGGGUGGUAGCUGGUUUGGGUCGUGGGGCUGGGGGGUAGCUGGUUGGGUCGUGGGGCUGGGUGGUAGCUGGUUGGGGGUCGUGGGGCUGGGUGGUAGCUGGUUGGGUCGUGGGGCUGGGUGGUAGCUGGUUGGGUCGUGGGGCUGGGUGGUAGCUGGUUGGGUCGUGGGGCUGGGUGGUAGCUGGUUGGGUCGUGGGGCUGGGUGGUAGCUGGUUGGGUCGUGGGGCUGGGUGGUAGCUGGUUGGGUCGUGGGGCUAGAUGGUAGCUGGUUGGGUCGUGGGGCUGGGUGGUAGCUGGUUGGGUCGUGGGGCUGGGUGGGUCGUGGGGCUGGGUGGUAGCUGGUUGGGUCGUGGGGCUGGGUGGUAGCUGGUUGGGUCGUGGGGCUGGGUGGUAGCUGGUUGGGUCGUGGGGCUGGGUGGUAGCUGGUUGGGUCGUGGGGCUGGAUGGUAGCUGGUUGGGUCGUGGGCUGGUUGGGUCGUGGGCUGGGUGGUAGCUGGUUUGGGUCGUGGGGCUGGAUGGUAGCUGGUUGGGUCGUGGGGCUGGGUGGUAGCUGUUGGGUCGUGGGCUGGUUGGGUCGUGGGGCUGGGUGGUAGCUGGUUGGGUCGUGGGGCUGGAUGGUAGCUGGUUGGGUCGUGGGGCUGGGUGGUAGCUGGUUGGGUCGUGGGCUGGGUGGUUACUGGUUGGGGUCGUGGGGCUGGAUGGGUCGUGGGGCUGGGUGGUAGCUGGUUGGGUCGUGGGGCUGGUGGUAGUUUGGUUGGGUCGUGGGCUGGGUGGUAGCUGGUUGGGUCGUGGGGGGGGCUGGGUGGGUCGUGGGGCUGGGUGGUAGCUGGUUGGGUCGUGGGGCUGGGUGGUAGCUGGUUGGGUCUGGGGCUGGAUGGUAGCUGGUUUGGGUCGUGGGGCUAGAUGGUAGCUUGUUGGGUCGUGGGGCUGGGUGGUAGCUGGUUGGGGUCGUGGGCUGGUUGGGUCGUGGGGCUGGGUGGGUCGUGGGGCUGGGUGGUAGCUGGUUUGGGUCGUGGGGCCGGAUGGUAGCUGGUUGGGUCGUGGGGCCGGGUGGUAGCUGGUUGGGUCGUGGGGCUGGGUGUAGCUGGUUGGGUCGUGGGGCUGGAUGGUACGCUGGUUGGGUCGUGGGGCUAGAUGGUAGCUGUUGGGUCGUGGGCUGGGUGGGUCUGGGGCUGGGUGGUAGCUGGUUGGGUCGUGGGGCUGGAUGGUAGCUGGUUGGGUCGUGGGGCUGGGUGGUAGCUGGUUGGGUCGUGGGGCUGGGGGGUAGCUGGUUGGGUCGUGGGGCUGGGUGGUAGCUGGUUGGGUCGUGGGUGGUGGUAGCUGGUGGGUCUGGGUGGGUGUAGCUGGUUGGGUCGUGGGGCUGGAUGGUAGCUGGUUGGGUCGUGGGGCUAGAUGGUAGCUGGUUGGGUCGUGGGGCUGGGUGGUAGCUGGUUGGGUCGUGGGGCUGGAUGGUAGCUGGUUGGGUCGUGGGGCUAGAUGGUAGCUGGUUUGGGGUCGUGGGGCUAGGUGGUAGCUGGUUGGGGUCGUGGGGCUGGGUGGUAGCUGGUUGGGUCGUGGGGCUGGGUGGUAGCUGGUUGGGUCGUGGGGCUGGGUGGUAGCUGGUUGGGUCGUGGGGCUGGGUGGUAGCUGGUUGGGUCGUGGGGCUAGAUGGUAGCUGGUUGGGUCGUGGGCUGGUUGGGUCGUGGGGCUGGGUGGGUCGUGGGGCUGGGUGGUAGCUGGUUGGGUCGUGGGGCUGGAUGGGUCGUGGGGCUGGGUGGGUCGUGGGGCUGGGUGGGUCGUGGGGCUGGUUGGGUCGUGGGGCUGGGUGGGUCGUGGGGCUGGGUGGUAGCUGGUUGGGUCGUGGGGCUGGGUGGUAGCUGGUUGGGUCGUCAGACACACUGCAGGUACAGAACACCUGCUUCUGUAGAGUGAUCUCUCUCUUUGUUCCCCCCCCAGAGGAACAGUCGUUAUGACGGCCAGAUCGCUGUGUUUGGCUCCCAGCUGCAGGAGGAGCUGGCUAAACAGCGCUACUUCCUGGUUGGGGCUGGCGCUAUUGGCUGUGAGCUGCUGAAGAACUUUGCCAUGAUCGGAUUGGCCAGCGGGGAGGGUGAGGUCAUCGUGACAGACAUGGACACCAUAGAGAAAUCCAACCUCAACAGACAGUUCCUCUUCAGGUGAGCGAGGGAGGGAGAGGAGUGGCAGACCUAUACCAUGGAGGGUUUUAAAUAGCUUGGCCUUUUAAUCAGUGAUUUUACUGUUUUAGACAUUGCUUGCAUCCCAAAUGGUACCCUAUUUACUAUAUAGUGCACUACAUUUGAUCAGGGACCAUAGGGGUCAUUUCAAACGUAGUGCACUAUAUAGGGAGAACGAUACCAUUUUAAUCAUUCAUAUUUUAUUGGCACUUGUUUAUUUUCUAAAGUGUUGCUCUUUUUAAAUAGUAGUUUGGUUUGUAUUCAGGCCGUGGGACGUGACCAAGAUGAAGAGUGAGACGGCUGCAGCGGCGGUGAAGCAGAUGAACCCGUCCAUCCGGAUCACGGGACACCAGAACCGCGUCGGGCCCGACACCGAGCGCGUCUACGAUGACGACUUCUUCGAGAGCCUCCACGGAGUCGCCAAUGCACUGGACAACGUCGACGCA
This is a messenger RNA of Coregonus sp. 'balchen', 24060 nucleotides long. NCBI's taxonomy places the organism in Eukaryota, Metazoa, Chordata, Actinopteri, Salmoniformes, Salmonidae. The record is from the annotation of a GenBank genome assembly.